UCGUCCUUUGAAUUUAACAUUGGCCAACAAAAAAGUUAGCUCAGCUUUUUACAAUUCUCUCUCAACCCCAAGAAGAAAGCACUCUCUCCUUCUCCUCCUCAAACCCCAUUUCAGAGAAACUUCACCAGAGUUUCCCCCAACAAGAAGAGCUAAAGCAGACAGACAGUGAGGGAGCGUGGCAGGGUCUCUCCGAGUAAUGUAUACUGGCGUGCAUGGGACGGAGGCGGCGGCGGCCGCCAACGGCGACGCCGUCGCGCCGUUCGUCAUGAAGACCUACCAGAUGGUCAGCGACCCGGCGACGGACCACCUCAUCUCCUGGGGCAAGGCCAACAACAGCUUCAUCGUCCUCGACCCUCUGGACUUCUCCCAGCGCCUCUUGCCCGCCUACUUCAAGCACAACAACUUCUCCAGCUUCGUCCGCCAGCUUAACACCUAUGGUUUCAGGAAGGUGGAUGCGGACCGAUGGGAGUUCGCGAACCAGUGGUUCCUCCGCGGCCAGAAGCAUCUGCUGAGGAACAUCGUGCGGAGGAAGCACAACAAGGGCGGCGCCUACUCGCAGUCGAAGGGGGGCGGCGACGCCGACAUGGACGAGGAGGAGCUUGUCGGUGAGAUAGCGAGGCUGAGGCAAGAGCAGAGAGCCCUCGAGGAGGAGCUUCAGGGCAUGAGCAAGCGGCUGGAGGCGACCGAGCGGCGCCCUCAGCAGAUGAUGGCCUUCCUCUACAAGGUCAUCGAAGACCCGGAGCUGCUUCCCCGGAUGAUGGUGGAAAGGGACAGGAACAAGCAAUUGGCGGUGGCGAGCGGCGGCGAGAAGAGGCGGCGGCUCAUGAUCUCGUCCUCCGCGGUGUCCUCCUCCUCCUCGAGCAUGGCGGUCUCGAGCUCGAUCAAGAGCGAGGACGACGACGAGGGUGCCAACUUCGGGGUCAUCUCCUCGCCCGAGGUCGAGGGCAAUCCGGACAUCAACCGCUUCUACGACUUCGCCGCGGUUCCGGCUUCCUCGCCUUCAGCUUCAAUCGAUGGUGAGAUCGGCCGGCACAUGGCCCUCUCGCCGCCCUACACCGACGUGAGUGGAUACGGCGGAACGAUGAACAAUCAAUUCGGGUACUUUGCGGAAAUGGCGGUGGCCGGAGGAGAGGCCGGUCCGCCGUCGCCGCCUUAUCCUUUUUCCCUCUUGGGAGGUGGCUUUUAGUUGCCUUACCACGAAUAUUAUCUUUUCCAUCUUAUCCCCUUGUAUUAUUUUCCUUCUAUUUUCUUUCUUCUUAUAUCUCUCUUUUUGGUCAAUAAUUUCCCUUGUAAAUAGCAAGAAAAGGAACGAUCAAUUACGCAUUAAAUUU
Molecule: messenger RNA, 1331 nt
Organism: Syzygium oleosum
Lineage: Eukaryota; Viridiplantae; Streptophyta; Magnoliopsida; Myrtales; Myrtaceae
Product: heat stress transcription factor C-1
Exons: 2
Coding region: 197-1186 (329 amino acids)
Biological process (GO): regulation of transcription by RNA polymerase II
Cellular component (GO): nucleus
Molecular function (GO): RNA polymerase II cis-regulatory region sequence-specific DNA binding; DNA-binding transcription factor activity
Source: RefSeq, a predicted model, not a curated record